CGUCUUUUACACCACCUCUUUAGAAUCCGAGUUCGCGCAUAUUUCACAUACUUACCUGACUGCACAAAUAUUCCUCGCAACCUUCGGCGAUAUGACGUUCUACCAAGCACUAGAGUUCCAUGAUGGCGAGAAGUUGAUGCAAAAGAAGCUGCACGUACCAGGACUUGACAACCCUACUGUACCGAUGCUAUCACCCCAAGCGGCGAAUAUGCUCCAACGAGCUCCAUUACUGGCGUUCGGCACGUUGGACCCGGAAGGACGACCUUGGACAACUGUAUGGGGAGGCAACACCGGGUUUUCGAAACCACUCGGUAACAACAUGAUUGGGAUCCGGACGUCUGUUGCGGCGAAGCUGGACCCCGUGGUAGAAUUUCUGGUAGGUUCAGACGCCAAGGGUGAAGUAGUGAAGGAAGAGGGAGAAGGAAGGUUGCUUAGCGGACUGGCCAUAGACUUAGGAACGAGGAAGAGAGUCAAACUUGCAGGCAAGAUGGUGGCGGGUAUGCUUGGUAGCGAAGACAGCGACGAGAGCAUGGAGAAUGUUCAGCAGGGAGUGCUACAGCUCGUCGCACAUAUCGAUGAGAGCCUGGGCAACUGUCCAAAGUAUCUCAACAAGCGAGAUAUACAUCCGGCAGCUACUGAUCCCAAGCUCGUUUCCGACUCUGCGACGUUGGAUCAAAAAGCCAUGGAUCUGAUCCACAAGGUAGAUCUCAUGUUUCUCAGCACGAACAGCGGAUCUCACAUGGACACAAACCACAGAGGUGGUUCUCCAGGCUUCAUACGAUGUUUGCCUCAAGAAGGCGGUAACACACAAUUUGUCUACCCAGAGUAUUCUGGCAAUCGGUUGUAUCAGAGCUUAGGAAACAUGAUUCUGGAACCCAAAGCUGGCUUCUGUUUUCCAGACUUCGAGACGGGCGACUGUCUCUUCGUGACCGGAACCACAGAGAUACUCUUCGGAAAGGACGCCGCAGAGAUCAUGCCCCGCUCAAAUUUGGCAGUCCGAGUAACAAUCACUGCAGCGAGACAUGUAGCAUCCGUACUCCCAUUCCGAGGAGACACUGGUGAAUUCUCUCCGUACAAUCCGGUUGUGAGGUACCUUGCCACUGAGCAGGCUGCUUCAAGAGCAGAUACCUUGAAUCAAAACCAGAUCACAGCAAAACUUCUCGAACAGACAACACUCACUCCGACAAUCUCGCGAUUUCGAUUUAGCCUGUCAAACGCCGCCACCUUCAAAGCCGGUCAGUAUGUUACCAUUGACGCUUCCGAGCACCUGGACUUUGGUUACAGUCACAUGCGAGACGACGACCCCCGCAGUUUGAACGACGACUUCGUCCGCACCUUCACCGUAUCAUCGCCGCCUGGUCUGCCACCCCAUCCAAGCAAACGCCUCGCAGAUGACGAGUUUGAGAUCACAAUACGCAAAGUCGGUGUCGUAACCGAUCUUCUGUUUAAACAUGGAUUGAAAAAGGGAGCAGAGUUUGAGGUUGGGAUCAAAGGUUUCGGAGGAGAGUUUGUGGUAGAGCAGACUGAGGAAAAGCCAGUCGUUGCAUUCAUCGCUGCUGGUGUAGGCAUUACGCCAUUGAUGCCUUGCCUGACUUCGCUAGAAUUGGGGUCGCUCCGGUUGCUCUGGACGUUACGUGCGGCAGAUAUCGGCCUUGCGCUCGAUAUGAUCGAGAACGCGCAGGAACUGGCUCGAAGUCUCACUCUGUUCGUCACUGGAAUGGAUUUCGCAUCCGAUGAUGAUAAAAGAUCGCUCAAGAACGUUGAGGAACAUGGUGUGCGGAUUGAGUAUCGGCGUAUGGAGAAAGGCGAUCUCGAGCGGUUGAUACCAGAGGUCAGAAGAUGGUAUAUCUGUACAGGCACGGGCCAGAGAAGUGCUGUCUUGCAGUGGUUGAGCGGUCAAGAAGUGCUUUAUGAAGAUUACAACUUCUGAAUUAGCAGGGAGAAACAUUCAAAUAAAUCAUUGCUCAUCCCAGACUUUCCAGACCAAACGCUCUCCACUGACCGUACCACUUCUCAUGAUAUCUAGGGCCUUCUGUGCUCUAGUCAGAAGAUCAUCACCCUGAAUCUCCCUGUACUGAUUAGGUUGAACCGCACCCUGGGCCAACAUGCCACCCAAGAUCUCUGGCAUAAGAUUAUCUCGCAAGAAUGCGUUCUGCAAAAUGGCAAGUUAGCA
Molecule: messenger RNA, 2173 nt
Organism: Aureobasidium pullulans EXF-150
Lineage: Eukaryota; Fungi; Ascomycota; Dothideomycetes; Dothideales; Saccotheciaceae
Product: oxidoreductase
Exons: 2
Coding region: 92-1930 (612 amino acids)
Molecular function (GO): oxidoreductase activity
Source: RefSeq, a predicted model, not a curated record